AUGCUUCUUUUGUGUGCACUUAUCCAUUUGUUGGCUGUAACAGUAUCGAAUGGUCUGCGAAUCCUAUACUUGGAUGUUCCUCAGAGUGUUGGAUCAAGACAAGAGGUCAGACUUGGUUGUAGGUACGACUUGGAAAAGGACAGCCUAUAUUCAGUGAAGUGGUAUAAGGACGAUUUGGAAUUUUUUCGUUUCGUACCGAAAGAAAACCCGCAACGUCAGUUCUUUCCCUUAGACGGUAUUAACGUUGAUUUUACCCGCUCUAACAAGGAUGUGGUACUUAUUGAAGACGUUCAGAUGGCCACUGGGGGGAUGUAUAGGUGUGAAGUGUCUGCUGAUGCUCCAUCCUUUAGAACGGUGUCAACAGAAAAAAUGAUGGUUGUCAAAGCCGAUACAGGAGGAGGUGUGCGAAGACAUUGUGAAAAUAACACCGUACUAAUCCUAUUUCUUCUCAUUCUUCUAUUUGGAAUUGGGAUUACUCGUAUAAAUUAGCUGAUAUCAUGCUAAUGAAAAUAAACAUUGAACUAGCAUUGAUGAAUGUUGUUAGAAAUAAGGUCAGUUAAUAUCAUAUCGUUGCCUUUUUUCCAUACUUAUCUUUACAUCAAUGCCUCAUCUUGUUCAGGUACAACCUAAGGCGGUGUGUGUUAGUGCUAUAACAAGCUGUGUAAUAAUGCUAAGCUUAUAUCAGUGUAAUUUUCACCACCGUGGUCUGAAUUGUGGUGUAAUUUUUGGCGGGAUAAUAUAAUAUAA
Messenger RNA from Limulus polyphemus (Atlantic horseshoe crab), 747 nucleotides. RefSeq lists its product as uncharacterized. The transcript has 3 exons. NCBI's taxonomy places the organism in Eukaryota, Metazoa, Arthropoda, Merostomata, Xiphosura, Limulidae. The record is from RefSeq and is a predicted model, not a curated record. Bases 1 to 489 code for a protein of 162 amino acids.